Molecule: messenger RNA, 3496 nt
Organism: Phacochoerus africanus (Common warthog)
Lineage: Eukaryota; Metazoa; Chordata; Mammalia; Artiodactyla; Suidae
Gene: MXD1
Product: MAX dimerization protein 1
Exons: 6
Coding region: 246-911 (221 amino acids)
Biological process (GO): negative regulation of transcription by RNA polymerase II
Molecular function (GO): protein dimerization activity; RNA polymerase II cis-regulatory region sequence-specific DNA binding; DNA-binding transcription factor activity, RNA polymerase II-specific
Source: RefSeq, a predicted model, not a curated record
GGGGCGGGGGGACGGUGAGUCGGGAUAAACACUCCGCGGCGGUGGCGGCUGCUGCUCUUCUCUGGGUUCUGUCAGUGUCGGCGGUGCCCAGCUCACCGGUCCCCUCCCCCUUCUGGCGAGCGUGGUCGCCAAGAGAGGCUCUCUCAACCCUGCUCUGCCGGGUCCUCAGUGGGGCGCGCGUGUCCGGCGGCGGCAAACCCGUGGGCAGUGGGGGUUGGUCCCGUGGCUCCGGCCCCCGGUGCAGAAUGGCGGCGGCGGUUCGGAUGAACAUCCAGAUGCUGCUGGAGGCGGCGGACUACCUGGAGCGGCGGGAGAGAGAAGCUGAACAUGGUUAUGCCUCCAUGUUACCAUACAAUAACAAGGACAGAGAUGCCUUAAAACGGAGGAGCAAAUCCAAGAAGAACAACAGCAGUAGCAGAUCAACUCACAAUGAAAUGGAGAAGAAUAGACGGGCCCACCUUCGCUUGUGCCUGGAAAAGUUGAAGGGGCUGGUGCCACUUGGUCCAGAAUCAAAUCGACACACCACGUUGAGUUUAUUAACAAAAGCCAAACUGCACAUAAAGAAACUUGAAGAUUGUGACAGGAGAGCCAUUCAUCAGAUAGACCAGCUUCAGCGAGAGCAGCGACACCUGAAGAGGCAGCUGGAGAAGCUGGGCAUCGAGAGGAUACGGAUGGACAGCACGGGCUCCACCGUCUCCUCCGAGCGCUCGGACUCCGACAGAGAAGAGAUCGACGUGGACGUUGAAAGCACAGACUAUCUCACGGGCGACCUGGACUGGAGCAGCAGCAGCGUGAGCGACUCGGACGAGCGGGGAAGCAUGCAGAGCCUGGGCAGCGACGAGGGCUACUCCAGCUCCAGCAUCCAGAGAAUAAAGCUCCAGGACAAUCACCAGACGUGUCUCGGUCUCUAAGAGCGAAGUCGCUUCGGCUGCCCCGACGGCUCCCCCGCAGCUCUGACUAGGUAGUGUAUGGGACCUGCCCACAGUCCCCUCGCCCGGCAGCGUCAGUGUACACCGUCACCAAAAUCAGCUGUGUAAAAGUUUUCAACCAAGUGCUUAGGAUUGUGGGGUUCCCUCCCCCGCCCCCUUUGUUCUUUUGUUUUAAUCCUGGAUCCUCAUCAUAAACGGGUUCCCUGCGCCUGCCAGCGUCGGGCAGGCACACGCUGAGCCAGUCAGGGUAGGGCGUGUGCAGCCCCGGACCUGGAAGGGCAGCACACACCUGUCACUGCCCAGUCUCCGGGGUGGACGCCACUUGUCCCUCUAAGAAGUGGGGGGACGCCGACCAGGAUUGUGGGUUUCUGAUUGCAUCCUCUAGCUUCUUUCUCUCCAUAAAAAUUCGUCUCUGAGAGAUUGUACAUUCCAAUCAGUUUGCAGCACCCAAGAAUUCUUAGACCGAAUAAGCAACUCUCCCGGAUUGGAAACGUCCCCCUCUUAGUUACUGUCCCCAGGGUGUCUACCAGAGCCUCCUUAAAGUUUGCUGGCUUUCUACCUUACUUGCCUAGCAGAAAUGUCCGAAUGUGUCUUGUGCUUAGGAAACUGAAGGAAACAAACUUUUCCAGUUGAGAGCCUGAUCUCAGAACUCCAAAGUAAGCUUUGAAAGUGGCAUUUAAAAGCACUUAACCGUGGACCUCACCCUCGGUGAGGAGUCAGUAAUACCUCCAGAAAACACACCUUCCCCACACACCCCGGCCCCACGAGCAGAUGGGAGCAGUAUUUCUCACUUCAAAAUGGACACCUUGAGCGCAUGUCUUUGGGGUGGCACAGCUUAGAAAAAAAGCUCCAACAUCAUUCGUUCUCACGAACCAAACGGUACAAUCUAUUUUUGCGCUCUGUCCUUGGGGCCCGUGCUGUGUCCCGUUCUCCAAAGGCGCACUUCCCCUCAAAAGUUGGUCACACUUCUUGUCUCUGGAACAUUUUUUUUUCCUACCUCAGAGAUAAACGAGAUCUCCACUUCCCACUUAACACCCACUGAUUAUGCCUCUUUUUGUUGUUGUUGUUGUUGUUGGUUUUUUUCCCCAAAUAAGUGACAUUUGGUCCAAUUCUAAUCUAUUUUCCUAUUUAACUUUCAGCAAUAACUGAGCUUGGGCGCUAGCUGAGCUAGUGUCCAUCAUCAGUGAAAGGAAAAGUCCACAUUUCUACUCUGUUGCAGGUGAACAGGAGGGGAUGGUACAGUGUUGCUAGAAUUCCUCUCCUUAUUUUUGGACAAACCCGGAACCUUCUUUACGGAGGCUUUUGGGUUGAUAGUUUAAAAGGCUGAUUUUUCUUUUUGGUUACAAUUUCUCCCUUAAGUGGUCUCCCACUUUGUAGCAUUUUUAUUUAAGCUAAAACAGAGCACAUGUAUAUGUACAUAAGACACAUUAAAUCUAUAAAUACUAUUUAUUCAUUUUAUAUAAACUAAUGUAAUGGAAAAUAAAUUCUUAUGACUUUGUGCUUUUAUAGAUGUUCUAGAAACUUUGUAUGUAGGUAUCUACAAAAUUGGUUCAUCCCCCUCAAUAUUUUUGCAUUCAUAUUUUUGAGGUCUCAGUGUUUUCAGCCUCUGGCGAAUCUUUUUCAUUGAAUUUGAACCAUUUGUAAAAUCUGUGAUGCUGAAACAGAGUGUGUGUCACAACGUGAUGAGAACAUUCCUAAAAUCCACAGACGCACCUGCAACCUAAGGGCUCCACGGCUGAACCAGAAGCAGGCAGCACCUGUGCCCCCGCUGGCCUGCGGUCUCUAGCCCGCCACAGCCUCACAUCUCAGCACCUCCUUCCCCACAACUAAAAGUCCAAACUCACUCCACAUGGAAGCUCAUUCUAGAGGUGAAGAGCAGUCUAAACAAAGCAAGAUUACUUUUGUGUUUGUCUUUCCUUUUGAUGAUUCUUUAAUGUAUUAAAAAAUUUUUAAUUGGAAGUAGUGGAUUCCUAAAUGAUUCCACAGUCAUCUGUAAUUCUUCCGUUUUUGUUUUGUUCUGUUUUCCUCUUCAUUUCAGCUUUGGGUAAGGGGAGGGGCAGGUGACACAAAGGAUUUUUUUUUUUUUUUUUUGGAAUCUUUUUCCAAUUACCAGCUGAAGAUUUGCACUGAAAUACAACUUGUAUGCCUUUUGCAUUUUUAAAGCCUGCUUCCUGAAUUUAAGCAGAGUGAUAGUGUUCAAAGAGCCAGCUCAGCCUGUACCAUGUUUGAAAAAGAUAUAUAUCUGCACUUUGAGGUCCCUUUUCGAAUGCCAUUCGCUAGACCUCGCAAGCAUUUUGUUUAAUUGCUACGUUCAAGCGCCUCACAAGUCCACGAUGCAGGAUGCUGUUUGGCAUCAAAAACUUAAGACUUUGGGAAAAGCUUGUGGGCUUGCAUUGGGGGAGGGAAGGGAACAAAACUCGUGUAUUUGUUUAAUUUAGAAAUAAGGCAUCUGAGAGAUGCCAUUAUUUUCUGUGUUUUAAUUGUCGUGCCUUUGAGUUAAACUGCAUUUUUGUCUUUUGGUUGAAAUAUGAAAUGUACUGUCCCAAUAUAAAACAGUAAUUAUUUGA